AUGCCAACCUUAGAUGACAUUCUAGAGCAUAUUGGGGAAUUUGACUUGUUCCAGAAGCGAGCCUUUUUUGUCUUAUGCCUGCUGUCUGCCUCCUUCACCCCUAUUUACGUGGGUGUCGUCUUCUUGGGGUUCACUCCCGAACACCGCUGUCUCAGUCCUGGAGUUGCUGAGUUGAGCAGCCGAUGUGGCUGGAGUCUAGAAGAGGAACUGAAUUACACCGUUCCAGAGCAGGGGAGACAUGGGGAGUCUCUCUCUAGUCAGUGCAGGAGAUACGACAUGGACUGGAACACAACUGGCCUCAGCUGCACAAACCCCUUAGAAAACUUCACCGGUUAUGGCAACAGGAGCAGUAUCCCUCUUACCCCCUGUCAAGAUGGCUGGGUUUACGAUUCUUCAGCAUCAUCCAUCGUGACUGAGUUUAACCUGGUGUGUGAGGACUCCUGGAAGCUGGAUCUCUUUCAGUCUUGUGUGAACGUUGGAUUUUUUAUUGGCUCCAUAAGCAUUGGCUACAUAGCAGACAGGUUUGGUCGUAAAUUAUGCCUGUUAAUUACAAUCCUUGUCAAUUCCAUUUCUGGAGUUCUCAUGGCCUUUGCACCAAGCUACACGUGGAUGCUGAUCUAUCGUUUCAUACAAGGACUGGUCAGCAAGGGGGGCUGGUUAACAGGCUACAUCCUGAUCACAGAAUUUGUUGGCUUAAGCUAUAGAAGGACAGUAGGAAUUGUUUACCAAGUAGCCUUUACUGUUGGACUCCUUGUACUCGCUGCUAUUGCUUAUAUGAUUCCUCACUGGAGAUGGCUGCAGCUCACUGUUACGCUGCCAAACUUCUUCUUCUUGCUCUAUUACUGGUGUCUGCCAGAGUCACCAAGGUGGCUGAUCGCUCAACAGAAAAAUGACAAAGCCAUGAAAAUUAUUAACCGUAUUGCCAAGGGAAAUGGGAAAAAGGUGCCUCCCUCUUUACAGAGUCUCAACCCUGAAGAGGAAGAUGGGGAAAAGCUGAGCCCUUCAUUUCUAGACUUGGUCAGAACACCUCAGAUAAGGAAACAUACACUCAUUUUGAUGUACACUUGGUUCACAAGCUCUGUUCUGUACCAGGGGCUCAUCAUGCACAUGGGGAUUGCUGGUGGGAACAUUUAUCUGGAUUUCUUCUAUUCUGCACUGGUUGAAUUUCCAGCCGCCCUCAUACUCAUACUCACAAUUGAUCGCAUUGGCCGUCGCUAUCCCUGGGCUGCAGCAAAUCUGGUGGCAGGGGCUGCUUGCCUUAUUACAGCUUUCAUCCCAGACAAUAUCUAUUGGUUAAAAAUUACUGCAGCUUGCUUGGGCAGAAUGGGAAUUACCAUGUGCUAUGAAAUGGUUUGCCUAGUAAAUGCAGAAUUGUACCCAACAUUUCUCAGGAACCUGGGAGUACUUGUCUGCUCUUCCAUGUCUGAUAUUGGUGGGAUCAUAACUCCAUUCAUUGUCUACAGACUGGCAGAGAUCUGGCAUGAGCUGCCACUUGUAGUUUUUGCUGUGGUUGGUUUAAUUGAUGGUGGACUGGUGCUGCUCCUACCUGAGACCAAAGGGAAAACUUUGCCUGAGACCAUAGAAGAUGCUGAAAACAUGCACAGACAAAGAAAGCGCAAAAAAGAAGUGAUUUACCUGCAUGUUUUAACAACAGAAGUUGCACCUAAUUAA
This is a messenger RNA of Emys orbicularis (European pond turtle), 1671 nucleotides long. RefSeq names its product solute carrier family 22 member 2-like. Gene Ontology annotation, cellular component: membrane. Gene Ontology annotation, biological process: transmembrane transport. The record is from RefSeq and is a predicted model, not a curated record. The transcript is spliced from 11 exons. The coding region runs from base 1 to 1671 and encodes 556 amino acids. Lineage: Eukaryota; Metazoa; Chordata; Testudines; Emydidae.